AUGAUGCUAGAACUCCAGGAGAGGGUAACUGAACUGGAAAACUGGAAGGAUGGCAAAGGCCUUAUCAUCUAUGGUGCAGGAAACACCUUUUGCUCAGGAUCUGAUUUGAAUGCUGUCAAAGCAAUAUCCAACUCCCAGACAGAGAUGUGGUGCUAUGCCUCUGCUGUGUUUGACAUAUUGCCUUUGAUCAGUGUUGCACUAGUCCAAGGGAAAGCUGUUGGAGGAGGAGCAGAACUUACCACGGCGUGUGAUUUCAG
Tauraco erythrolophus (red-crested turaco) is the source of this 257-nucleotide messenger RNA. The record is from RefSeq and is a predicted model, not a curated record. Lineage: Eukaryota; Metazoa; Chordata; Aves; Musophagiformes; Musophagidae.